This is a messenger RNA of Haemonchus placei, 2406 nucleotides long. NCBI's taxonomy places the organism in Eukaryota, Metazoa, Nematoda, Chromadorea, Rhabditida, Trichostrongylidae. The record is from the annotation of a GenBank genome assembly.
GACAGAAAUGUCGCUACUCCGAGAGAUUACUACAUGGCCCUGGCUAACACCGUUCGAGAUCAUCUCGUCAGCAGAUGGAUUCGUACGCAGCAGUACUACUACGAGAAGGACCCGAAGCGAGUUUACUACCUUUCCCUCGAAUUCUACAUGGGUCGAACUCUAUCGAAUACUAUGAUGAACCUCGGUCUACAAGCUACAGUCGACGAAGCACUUUAUCAGCUCGGUUUGGAGAUUGAGGAGCUGCAAGAGAUAGAAGAAGAUGCUGGACUCGGAAAUGGAGGCCUUGGGCGAUUGGCGGCCUGCUUCCUCGAUUCCAUGGCCACCCUGGGAAUUCCAGCCUAUGGGUACGGGCUUCGAUAUGAGUACGGAAUUUUCAAGCAAUUGAUCAAGGAUGGAUGGCAGGUAGAAGAGCCAGACGACUGGCUUCGAUUUGGCAACCCAUGGGAGAAGGCACGUCCCGAAUACAUGCUACCAGUAAACUUCUACGGUAAAGUCGUCAAGGACGAAAAAGGAAAAGCACAAUGGGUGGAUACCCAAGUGGUGUUUGCCAUGCCGUACGAUACACCCGUUCCUGGAUAUCGCAACAACGUCGCCGAAAAUCAUUUCCAUUUGAAAUUCUUCAAUGAUGGCGACUACGUACAGGCUGUUAUGGAUCGUAAUCUUUCGGAGAAUAUCACUCGUGUCCUUUAUCCUAACGAUAACGUUUUUAUUGGAAAAGAACUUCGCUUGAAACAACAGUACUUCUUGGUUGCGGCCACACUUCAAGAUAUCAUUCGGCGGUUUAAAUCGAGUAAAUAUGGAUGCCGAGAUGCUGUUCGAGUUAACUUCGACGCUUUCCCUGACAAGGUUGCAAUCCAACUUAACGACACCCAUCCUUCCAUCGGAAUCCCUGAACUCAUUCGUUUACUUGUAGACGUUGAAGGACUACCAUGGGCUCAGGCUUGGGAUAUUUGCGUGAAAACAUUUGCCUACACAAAUCACACCUUACUACCUGAAGCGUUGGAAAGAUGGCCUGUGUCGAUGCUUCAGCAUAUGCUUCCACGUCAUCUAGAAAUUAUUUAUGAAAUAAACCAGAAGUUCAUGGAGGCAGUAUCCGCUCGCUACCCGGGAGAUUUCAACAGGAUGCGUCGCAUGUCCAUUGUUGAAGAAGCUGAUCAAUAUGGAGAGAAGCGAAUCAAUAUGGCUCAUUUGUGCAUUGUAUGUUCGCAUGCUACCAAUGGAGUCGCUGCUUUGCACUCCGAUUUGCUUAAGAAUAACACGUUCAAGGACUUCCACGAGAUGUUCCCAGACAGGUUCCAGAACAAAACAAAUGGCAUCACACCCCGCCGUUGGCUUCUUCUUUCAAAUCCCUCUCUUGCAGAUGUAAUUGCUGAGAAAAUCGGAGAGGGAUGGAUUACAAAUUUGGAUGAGCUUCAAAAGUUAAAGGAAUUCGUAAACAACCCAGGAUUCCUAGACCAGAUCCGCCGAGUGAAGCAGGAAAACAAGAUGCGUGUUGCGCAAUACCUCGAAGAAGAUUAUAAUGUGGAAGUUAACCCAGCCAGUAUAUUCGAUAUUCACGUGAAACGGAUUCAUGAGUACAAGCGGCAGCUGCUCAACAUUCUUCAUGUCAUUGCUUUAUAUAAUAGGAUCAAAGCGAAUCCGAAUAUCGACAUGGUGCCUAGAACAUUCCUUUAUGGUGGGAAGGCAGCGCCUGGCUAUCACAUGGCUAAGCAAAUAAUUCGCUUGAUCACUAGCGUCGGAGAAUUGGUGAAUAACGACCCUAUCGUCGGAGACAAAAUUAAGGUUGUAUUCCUCGAGAACUACCGUGUCUCGAUGGCCGAGAAAAUUAUCCCUUCUGCAGAUCUCAGUGAGCAAAUUUCCACAGCUGGCACAGAAGCUUCCGGAACCGGGAAUAUGAAAUUUAUGCUUAACGGAGCUCUCACCAUUGGUACGCUUGAUGGCGCCAACGUGGAAAUGGCUGAGGAAAUGGGAAUGGAGAAUAUAUUUAUUUUCGGUAUGAAUGUUAAUGAGGUAGAAGAGCUACAAAGGCGUGGGUAUAAUGCCGAAGACUUCAUCAACAAGAGCCCAGCUUUGAAACAGAUAGUCGAACAAAUCGAAGAAGGUAUGUUCACCCCGGAACAGCCAGAUCAAUUGCGUGAUCUGACUAACAUGCUGCGACGUCACGACAGAUUCCUUGUUUGCGCUGACUUUGAUGCCUACGUUGCUUGUCAAGAUAAGGUGUCCGAAGUGUACCGAGACCAGCAAAAGUGGUGUCAAAUGGCGUUGAUGAACAUCGCAUCCACAGGAAAGUUCAGCACUGAUCGAACCAUUGCGGAGUACGCCCGAGAAAUUUGGGGUAUUGAACCUGGGGAGACCAGUCUUCCUGCUCCCUAUGAGAAUCCAGACGGUGUUGAACACACUCAUUAA